AGUGUCGGUUUCCAGACAGCCUUUGAGUACAGUGCGAAGAGGAAGCAAGUGUUCCACAUCACAACUGGGAGCCAGGAGUUUGAUAAACUGCUGGGUGGAGGUAUGGAGAGCAUGGCUAUCACAGAGGCCUUUGGAGAGUUCCGCACAGGGAAAACCCAGCUGUCUCACACACUUUGUGUCACUGCUCAGCUGCCAGGUGAAGACGGCUACUCUGGUGGAAAAGUCGUCUUCAUUGACACAGAGAACACCUUCCGACCAGACAGACUGAGAGACAUCGCUGACAGGUUUAAUGUGGAUCACGAUGCUGUGCUGGACAAUGUGCUUUACGCCCGAGCCUAUACUAGUGAACACCAGAUGGAGCUGUUGGACUUUGUAGCAGCCAAAUUCCAUGAAGAAGGUGGAGUGUUCAAACUGUUGAUCAUCGACUCCAUCAUGGCUCUGUUCAGAGUAGACUUCUCUGGUCGAGGGGAGCUGGCUGAGCGGCAGCAGAAACUUGCACAGAUGCUUUCGAGGCUGCAGAAGAUCUCUGAAG
Messenger RNA from Stegastes partitus (bicolor damselfish), 532 nucleotides. RefSeq names its product meiotic recombination protein DMC1/LIM15 homolog. Gene Ontology annotation, biological process: mitotic recombination; reciprocal meiotic recombination; chromosome organization involved in meiotic cell cycle. Gene Ontology annotation, molecular function: ATP binding; single-stranded DNA binding; ATP-dependent DNA damage sensor activity. The record is from RefSeq and is a predicted model, not a curated record. The transcript has 7 exons. Gene Ontology annotation, cellular component: condensed nuclear chromosome. NCBI's taxonomy places the organism in Eukaryota, Metazoa, Chordata, Actinopteri, Pomacentridae. The annotation marks the transcript as partial.